AUGAAAAACGGAUUAGUUGUGAAAGAUAAUGCAUUAAUGAACGCCAGUUAUAACCUUGAAGUAACUGAACAGCGUUUAAUACUUUUGGCAAUCAUUAAUGCAAGAGAAACAGGAGCAGGGAUUACCUCUGACAGCAAGUUAGAAAUCCAUGCCAGUAAUUAUUCAAAACAGUUUAAUGUCACAAAAGAAGCAGCCUACAAAGCACUUAAGAGUGCAGUAAACAAUUUAUUUGAACGCCAAUUUUCUUUCCAAGAAGAAACCAAAAGGGGGAUUGGUACUGUUCGUUCUCGCUGGGUAAGUCGUAUCAAAUAUAUUGAUGACUCUGCAACACUAGAAAUUACUUUUGCGCCUGACGUUGUUCCCUUAAUAACAAGACUAGAGCAGCACUUCACAAGCUAUCAAAUAAUCCAAGUAGCACAACUUACAGGGAAAUACGCUAUCCGCUUGUAUGAGCUACUGAUCGCAUGGCGUGAAGUUGGCAAAGUUCCACAAAUUAGACUUUCAGAUUUUAGGGAAAGACUCGGAGUUGAAGUUGAUGAAUACAAAGCAAUGAAUCACUUUAAAAGUCGUGUGCUAGAACCCUCGAUUAAGCAAAUCAACGAGCAUACAGAUAUUAUAGUGACGUAUGAACAACAUAAAAAAGGGCGGACAAUUACAGGCUUUUCAUUCAGAUUUAAGCAGAAGCAGCAAGCAAAAAAAAUAGAAGCUAAUAGAGAUCCGGAUACAGCCGAUCUAUUCACAAAAAUGACCGAUGCACAACGACAUAUGUUUUCUCACAAACUGUCUGAGAUGCCCGAAAUGUCGAGAUAUUCCCAAGGUACAGAGAGCUAUCAACAAUUUGCCAUUCGUAUUGCUGAAAUGCUUUUACAACCUGAGAAAUUUAGAGAGUUAUAUCCUCUUUUAGAAAAAGCAGGAUUUAAGUAA
Nelumbo nucifera (sacred lotus) is the source of this 924-nucleotide messenger RNA. The record is from RefSeq and is a predicted model, not a curated record. NCBI's taxonomy places the organism in Eukaryota, Viridiplantae, Streptophyta, Magnoliopsida, Proteales, Nelumbonaceae.